AUGGAAAAUAUUAAUUAUACUAAAAAUGAAACGUUUAAAAAUCAAGAAAAUAUUAUUGUUGACUCAAUUUCUGAAUUACCAAUUGUUACUUCUAAAUGGAAUCUAAAUACUAAUGAACAAUAUAUUUCAUCGUUAUCAUUAACAUCUCCACAAACAAUUUCAUCAUCAGCUCAUUUAUUUGAUGAUCAUGAUGAUAUUGAAUCAUCUAAAGAUUCUACAUUAAAUCACAAUAUUAAUCAUAAGAAAGAAAACUAUAAUAAUAGUGAUAUAACAUCAAUGAACUCCAAAUCAUACAAUAAUCACAAAAAAAAUGUUAUUGAUACUAACAAAAAAUACUCUAAAGCUGCUUUUUCUCAUUUAAUUUCUUGUAUAACGGUAUUAUAUGCCAUUCUAGCAAUAGUUUAUUCAAUCGUUCAAGAAACUGUUCAACAGGCUAAUAAUGCUACAUGGCAGGCAGAAAUGAUAUUGUAUACUUUAAUGUAUGGAUUUGGAAUUUUAUUUUUAAUCUAUUGUUAUUUGUUUAUUAUUUAUCCAGCAUGGUAUAAUAAAAUACUUCAAAUAUUUUUAAGAAAGAAUAUUAUCUCCGAAAAGACAUAUUAUAAUCGUACAUUAGCCCCAACAUCUCAUCAUGGAGAAGGAGCAGGUUCUCUUUAUCUACGUUUGGGAAUAUUAUUUUUUGGAUCAGCAGGAAUUGUAUUAUUUUUUCUUGAAAUUAUGCUUUGUUUUACAUGUGAAAAUUGUUUACCACAUUCAAUGAUUAAUCUAAUAUUAUCAGGAUUAUUUACAUUUCUUCAAAUGCAUUUUAUAUUUUGUAAUAGUAAAAUAGUUGUAUCUAAACAAAGAAGUAUUGCAAAAUUUGGGACAAUGCACUUAUUAGCUGUUAAUAUUUGGACAUGGUUUAGAAUGGUUUUGGCUAAAAAAAAUAAAGGAAAAAUUAAAAAAAUUUUAGUUGAAAAUAAUCCAAUUGUCAAUAUAACAAGUAAUGCUCAGUCAACUUUAAAAAAUCUUGUUGUAGAUUUUUCACCAUCUAGUUUUGAUAUUCUAGCUGGUUCUUCUGUUGAAUUAAUUGAUGAUGUAAUAAAUAAUUCCAGUAAGAUUGCCUCAUCUUAUAUUAAUGAAUCAAAAAAUGUGUUUGAUAAGUUUAAUCUAACUCAAGAGACUAUGAAAAAUAUACUUACUUCAACAGUAAUGACAUUUGUAGAUAAUUCCACUGAAAUAGAAGAUCAUCAUGAAAUGAUUUCUAUACCAUCAUCAAUAUCUUCAUCACUUAAAUUUAGAUCAUAUCCAAAUAAAACUGUUUUAGGAAAAAUAACAGCUUAUGAAUAUUUUGGAGAUUUUACUACUUUUGUAAUAACUUGUAUUGUUGAAUAUAGUGUUAUUGGAGCUGCUAUAAUGUUUGUAAUGUGGAAAGUAUUGAGUGAAGAAGAUGAUUGUGUGGAUGAUAAACAAAUUGAUUUAUUAUCUAUUUGUCAAUCACAAAAUUUAUAUAAUAAAAAUAAUGAUAAAUCUAAUGAAUAUAUUAAUGGCGAAUAUUUAUGUGAAAGAAAUUCUUCUUUUUCAAAUUGUGAAUCAAAUUCAAAAGAAUCUCCAAUAUCAAUUAUUACACAAAGAAUGAGUAAAAAAAGUAUUGUUAAAGCUAAGCGUAAAAAUAGAGUAUCAAUUGAUUGUUCAGCAUCAUCAUCUGGACUUUUUUGUGGAAUACUUUUUCUUAUAUGUUGCUUUGUCUCCGUUUUAAUGUAUUGUGUAUUUUAUCAACAAAAAAAAAAUGAUUCUGCAAUUCACGUUUUUAGAGUAUCAGAUUUGAUAAUGUUUACAGUAAUGUUAUUUGCUGUAAUAAUAGGACUAUUUCAAAUAACAAAACUAAAUUAUGAUGGUAGUAAAAUUAAAAGAACUAAUAGUGAAUUUUUAGAUGAUUUAUUACUUGGAAUUGGUCUUGUUGGAGAACAGAUUCAUUCUUGUAUUGGAGUAAUUGUAUGGAUAGGAGUAUGGUAUACAAGAAAAAAAGAUGAAUUACAAAAUAAUAUGGAAGAAAAUUCAGAGAAUACAAUUAAUAUUCUCUUACCAACACAAAAUGUAUCAUCUAACUUUAAUAUUAAUACAUUAUCAAUACUUGUUUUUAUUACACGAAUUAUAGAAUCAACACUUCAGGCUUUGUUUAUUUUAAUUGCUUCAAGAAUGAAAGCAUCUUCAAAAUAUGCUAGAUUAAAAAAACCCGGAAAACAAUUUGUCACUUUUCUUCUUAUAGCAAACGUCAGCCUAUUUUUCUUUCAUACAUUAGAAGGAAUGAAAUGCAUCUUUGGGAAUACUGAUUCUCAGGUAACUGAAGAUGUCAGUGAAUCAAGAAUAAAUGCAGAAAAUUACUUAUCAUUAGUAUAUGCCGUCUCACCAUUAGUCAUUUUUUAUAGAUUUCACAGUAGUGUUUGCCUAGCCGAAAUUUGGAAACAUUGUUACAGUGAAAAAAUUCAUUAA
This is a messenger RNA of Strongyloides ratti, 2469 nucleotides long. Its product is annotated as Otopetrin family-containing protein. The transcript has 3 exons. The record is from RefSeq and is a predicted model, not a curated record. Gene Ontology annotation, cellular component: membrane. Gene Ontology annotation, molecular function: proton channel activity. Gene Ontology annotation, biological process: proton transmembrane transport. Lineage: Eukaryota; Metazoa; Nematoda; Chromadorea; Rhabditida; Strongyloididae. The coding region runs from base 1 to 2469 and encodes 822 amino acids.